AUGGAAAGGUAUAAGGUUUCCAACGAGUUCCCGGACGACACGCUGAACUUCAUCAAGCUGCACCCUCUGAUGGACGAGGCCGUGCCCUCCAUCGCCCACAAACCCUGGUUCCUGAAGACCAUGCGACACAGUCCAACCGCAGUGAGCUGUCGUUGGUUGAAGGACAACUUGGUCAGGAGCGCCCUGCCACAGGCUGCGCAGGCGGCUCUGCACAGGAUCAAGCCAGGCGACUGA
Molecule: messenger RNA, 234 nt
Organism: Knipowitschia caucasica
Lineage: Eukaryota; Metazoa; Chordata; Actinopteri; Gobiiformes; Gobiidae
Source: the annotation of a GenBank genome assembly